CAAGUAUCCGUAUUUUUACUUGAACCAUUGGAUCACCAUAAACUCGGCUCGCCUGGGCUCGCUUUGCCCUACCGGGUUCCUGUACCUUACCUUGCUUGAGUGUUGAUUGACUGGGCUGGGGCUGUCACUCCAGCUCCCGCCAUCACCACCUCAUUUUGGUUAACCUCCAGCUCUAGAACAAACUCCACUCCACUCUGAUGUUCCCCGAUCCUUCUGAUUCUCUCUUACUGUUCACAUUGUCAUAAUCCAUUCCCCCGCGGCUGUUCUUACACUUUACUGUAGCUUUGUUCGCCAAUCCAUUGGCCCUUUGCCCCCCUUUACAACCUCCAUAUCUCUCAAGACUCUCAGUAAACAUCCAAACUUCAGUAUAGUAACCCUGUCUCGCAUCCCCUUCCCCCAUCUCGACUGCCGCUUGCAUCGCCGUAUCCCAGCGCCACGCUACCAACACCUCCACACCAAAACACUUUGCCCCCCCAGCCAGGGCAUCCUCUUUCGACUUGCCUUGGAUUGGGGCUCAACCUAGACCUGACAUUGUCGCGAUCCAUCACUGUCCAUCGUUUUCAUCCCACACGUACCUCUGUCGCAGUUCGCUGCAUCACCGAUCGCGACUUGCGAAUCGCAUCGCAUCGCAACUCAGCCUGCAACCCAGCGCAACGCAACGUAACGAUUCCUCACACAGCCUCGCGUGCGCAUCGCGAAACUCUGUUUGAUCGACUGCGCAUCUUGUACCGGACACAUUAACCCCCUCUCAGAAAACCGCUGUCGCAUCGUUGCUUGUCGAGCACAUGGGUUCUCAAGCUUGAUUACCACCGGCCGUCCGACUAUAACACAUUCCCUGCUCUCUCGGGUGUUUAGCUUUGUUCUGUCUGCCAUUCAGGCGCUAGACCAUCAAUCACCAUGGAUCAGAACGGCUAUAACUCCUCGGUGCUGCAGCGGCCACCACAAAGAGAAGAUGGUGGAGAUGACGACCGAGACUCCCGCCCGCAUCACCAUCAUCAUCACCACCAUCAUCACCAUCACCACAACAAUAGGCGCGACGGUGACUCAGCUGGACCUGGGCCUAUAGUGGGAGAAACGGCGACAGCCUCAUCGAAUGCAGGCGGCGCGAAUGUGCAUCAGCACUCCACCUUUAGUCUACGCUCACCCAAGUCAGAAUACCGUCCUCCUCCCUUUACAUCUCCCAACGGCCAUAGCCAUAGUCAUAGCCAUAGCCACAGCCAUCAAAACACCCCAAGUGCCGGCCAUUCCCUUCAAUCCCCGCCUCGUCCAGCAUUGCCCAAUCCCUACAUGUCAUCGUCCACGGGCGCACCCGGCGGCCCCGUCGCUCCAUCACUUCCACCUCCUGUAGGCCUCAACUCAUCAUCACCUGGAUCAUCAGCUGCAGGACUUCAUCAGCAGCAGCAUCAUCGUCAACCUCCAGCACCACCGCCUGCUGGUCCUCCGCCCGUGUCGCCGCUGCACCCUCCUGUUGCAUAUUACCCUCCCGGGUCGAACCACGACAUUUAUAUACCGCGUGAAACCAAACCUGCAUCGCGAGGUUUUUACGACCCUACAACUGAUACAACAAAGGAACGUCGAGUUUCUGACGCGGCGACGCCUGGAGCCUCCUGGCACAACGCCAACGCCAACGCCAACGCGCCCCCGGUUGGCACUCCAAAGGUAAGGGGGGCAAAUCCACUCUUUUUUGUCUUUGACUCUCGUCUCGUCUCGCCCGGACUCGAUUUGAUUGAUUGCACCCGACGUCCCUUGAUUUUCCUCUUCCCCAUCAUCAUCAUCCUUCAAUUCUGUCUUGAUCAUCGAGAUCUUCAACCAUCACGUCCAGGUCAUCAAUGCCUGUUCCCUUCCCUCACUCUUAUCAAGCUUAAUUUCCCAUCAAACCGUCACUAUCGCAACACCUUUUAAUUUCAUCAUCGCCCUUAACUCCGUCGCACAACCUCCUUCUACUCCGACCAAGACCUAAACAACCACAAAGCUUGCUGACGUGGAGCUAAUUUUUCUCUUCUUACACAACAGACUCACGAUUCGUACCCUUAUUCGCAAUCUGCCGAACAAGGUACUCCUUCAUAUUACAACGGCUCUUACACGUCUCCACGAGGUCCAUCAUAUAGUCGGCCGCGAAGUCCAGCAUCGCAUUCGCAUCAGAACCCCCCAGCUGGUUCUCUUAGCCCUCCGGGGCGACAACCUCUACUCGCUUCUCCAAGUGCGAGACAUGGUGCUACAGCCAACAUGACUUCUACUACUAAUGGGGCUUCUGCCCUUACACCUUACAAGUCUGAUCUCGCAGCUCCAUCACCUCCAAAGCCGGCAUCGGCAAGCACAUCGAGGGCAAACCCAAUGUCUUUUGACAGCAUCCUCUCCAGCUCUGAGCCCGCUCGAAAACCCAAAGAACAAUCGCCUCUGAUUUCACGAGAAGCCGAAGUAGAAAUCAAGCAAGAGCGAGAUUCCAAACGUGAUCGAGAACCGAAGCGCGACUCGCGGGAACCCAAACAGACAAAACGCUCCCUAGAACCUGAAGCGGAUCACGACACAGAGGUUGAAAAAGAUGUCGAGACUGAGCCCGAACCUUUUCCUGGCAGAGACAAAGAAAGAGACCCCCCUGCCAAGAAACGAGGAGGCCGGAAGUCAACAAAAGGCCGUGCUUCUGAUAUUCGAGAUGCCGCUACGCCCAAGAAUGGUCGCAGAUUAUCAAUUAAGAAGGAAUCGCCAACACCUCGACUUCCCGCCAAGCGACAAGCAAAUGGCCUGCCCAAGCCAAAGACUUGGUCAGCAGAGAUGGAGAAGAAGAUUCAGAACGCCGAGACACAGAUUGACAACAGGGCUUCAAAUCUGGAACCCGAUGAAUUUGAUCAGCAGCAAUACAAGGAGCGAGCUCAGAAGCGACGACGUGUAAUGGAUCAACUCGACCUGGAACACGGUCUCUCCCGGCGUACCGCUUUUGCAACUUCAACCGGCAAGAAGCUCGUACUCCACGCAGAGCUCGGUAAACGACGCUACGACGAUGUGUUUUACGACGAAGCGCUACAUGAGGUCCGUGAACAAGAAGUUUACGCCGAAAAGGAGCGUAAGAAGGAUAUGCAGCGCAAGCGACGUCGUGAGAAGUCAAUGGCUGUUACCAUGGAGCAGAAAGAAGCAGCUCUAGCUCGUGCCGAGGCUGCUGAAGACGAAACCGAACGGCAGAAACAUCUUCGAGAUGCUGAACGCGCCAGUAAGAAGGCGCAGCAGACGAAACUCAUUCUCCAGAAGGGUAUCAAGGGUCCUGCCCGUAAUUUGGAGCUUAACCUGGAGGGUGGCACCAUGUCUUCAUUCCAGGCUUCCGAUGUGGAAUCUGGGGAAGCCGGCACGCCAUCUGGCAAGCGAAAGGGCAAGGGCCGUAGCGGACCUCGUCUCAAGAAGUCUAAGGAACAAAAGCAAGCCGAAAAGGAUUCUGCCGAAGCCGCUCAGGCCGCUCUUGAUGCCGGAGAGGAACUACCAACCAAAGAAGAGAACCGCGUUCGAAUCAAGAUCAAGAAAACCAAGAAGGAUCCUUCUGCUGAGACAGAGAAAGACAAGGACGAUGGCGAUAAGACCGAGGACGAGCCUGUCGAGAAGAAAAGCAAGAAGAGCAAAGACAAAGACAAGGAGAAGGUCGAUGACAUCCCAGACAACGAGAAACGGUUCAUGUCCAAGGGCUACAACCAAAUUUACGAUCAGAUUUGGCGAGACAUGGCUCGUAAAGAUGUCAACAAGACCUUCAAGCUUGCCGUGGACUCUUAUGCCACAAAAGCCUCAAAUCUCAAAAAGACAGCCAUCCUGGCAUCGAAGGAAGCAAAGCGCUGGCAACUACGGACAAACAAGGGCACCAAAGAUCUCCAAGCUCGAGCAAAGCGUGUUAUGCGUGACAUGAUGGGCUUUUGGAAGCGUAACGAGCGAGAAGAACGAGAUCUCCGCAAGGCUGCUGAGAAGCAGGAGAUCGAGAAUGCCCGAAAAGAAGAAGCUGAUCGUGAAGCCGCCCGUCAAAAGAGAAAGCUUAACUUCCUUAUCUCGCAGACUGAGCUGUACUCUCACUUCAUCGGCAAGAAGAUUAAGACUGAUGAGGUGGAACGAAGUACCGAUAACCCGGAUGUCGCCAAGGACGCCCAUCAGAUUGACCAGCAGAAACUCGACAUCGAUGAACCGACAGGACCAGUUACUGGUAAGGUUACCAACUUCGAGAACCUUGACUUUGAGGAGGGCAGCGAAGAGGCUCUCCGUGCUGCUGCUAUGGCCAACGCUCAGAAUGCCAUCGCCGAAGCCCAGAAGAAGGCUCGUGACUUCAAUAACCAGGGUCUUGACAUGGAUGAAGAGGGCGAGAUGAACUUCCAGAACCCUACGGGUUUGGGCGAUGUCGAGAUCGAACAACCGAAGCUUAUCAAUGCCCAACUCAAGGAAUACCAGCUCAAGGGUCUCAACUGGCUUGUCAAUUUAUACGAGCAGGGUAUCAACGGUAUUUUGGCAGAUGAAAUGGGUCUCGGAAAGACUGUCCAGUCCAUCUCCGUCAUGGCUUAUCUUGCUGAGAAGCACGAUAUUUGGGGACCCUUCCUUGUUGUUGCUCCUGCUUCUACUCUCCACAACUGGCAGCAGGAAAUCGCCAAGUUCGUCCCCGAGUUCAAGAUUCUACCCUACUGGGGUGGCGCCAAUGAUCGAAAGGUUCUCCGAAAGUUCUGGGAUCGUAAGCAUACGACAUACCGAAAAGACGCUCCUUUCCACGUUUGUGUUACCUCGUAUCAGCUGGUUGUCUCUGAUGUGGCCUACUUCCAGAAAAUGAGAUGGCAAUACAUGAUUCUUGAUGAAGCUCAAGCCAUCAAGAGCUCUCAAAGUUCUCGAUGGAAAGCAUUGCUCAACUUCCACUGCCGAAACCGCUUGCUUCUCACUGGUACACCCAUCCAGAACAACAUGCAAGAACUUUGGGCACUUCUGCAUUUCAUCAUGCCAUCGCUCUUCGACUCACACGACGAGUUCAGCGAAUGGUUCUCCAAGGAUAUUGAGUCUCACGCACAAAGUAAUACCAAGCUCAAUGAGGACCAGCUCAAGCGUCUGCACAUGAUUCUUAAGCCUUUCAUGCUUCGUCGUGUCAAGAAGCAUGUGCAGAAGGAGCUCGGCGACAAGAUUGAGAUGGAUAUCUUCUGUGAUCUCACCUACAGACAACGCGCGUAUUACAGUAAUCUUCGAAACCAGAUUAACAUUAUGGAUCUCGUCGAAAAGGCUACCAUGGGCGACGACCAGGAUUCAGGUACACUGAUGAACUUGGUCAUGCAGUUCCGAAAGGUCUGUAACCAUCCCGAUCUCUUCGAGCGCGCUGAGGUCAACUCGCCAUUUGCUUGCGCCUACUUUGCCGAGACCGCGUCGUUUGUCCGUGAGGGUAGCGAAGUUGCCGUGGGUUACUCGAGUCGCAACUUGAUCGAAUACGAGCUUCCUCGCCUUAUCUGGAGAAAUGGAGGCCGAAUCAACAAGGCAGGCCCGGAUAGUCAGGUUGCCGGCUGGAAGAACCGGGCACUGAACCACAUGAUGAAUGUCUGGAGCCCAGACAACAUCCGCGAGAGCUGUGAUGGACCAAAGGCAUUCUCAUGGCUUAGGUUUGCUGACACCUCUCCCUACGAGGCUUAUGAGGCCACGCACCAAAGCUUGAUUGUCCGAGCUGCCAAGGAGCUUCAGAAACGCGACAGACUUGGAUACAUGAAUGUUGCCUACACGGAUACUGAAGACCAGAACUAUACUCCUGCUCAUGCCCUUUUCCAGAUUCAGGCGCGACAGAACCGAAAGCCCCUGGCGGACAUUACCAGUGAAGGUGUCUUGACCCAGUUGAUGAACGUUGCCCAAUCAGACUAUAAUGAGUCUGGUCUCGGCCGCCUGGAACCUGCUGGUAGACCCCGCGCUUCAGCGCCUCCAAUCCAGGUGUCUUGCCGCAGUUGGGGCUCUGAGACCGAACGUAGCGAAGCCUUGUUUAACGCACCAAUUCGAAAGAUCCUCUAUGGCCCUACCUUCUUUGAGGAGAAGGCUCUCGUGGAGAAGAAGCUUCCCAUGGAGUUAUGGCCCACGCGUGAGAUGCUGCCUAAGCCUGAUCAUGAGAAGAAGGGUUUCACCAACAUCUCUGUUCCUUCCAUGCGGCGCUUUGUUACUGACAGUGGCAAGCUGGCUAAGCUUGAUGAACUGCUGUUCAAACUCAAGAGCGAGGGCCAUCGUGUACUCCUCUACUUCCAGAUGACUCGCAUGAUCGACAUGAUGGAAGAGUACUUGACUUACCGCAACUACAAGUACUGCCGACUGGAUGGUUCUACCAAGCUGGAAGAUCGACGAGACACCGUGCACGACUUCCAGACCCGUCCUGAAAUCUUCAUUUUCCUUCUGUCUACUCGCGCUGGUGGUCUUGGUAUCAACCUUACAUCCGCCGAUACUGUCAUCUUCUACGACUCCGAUUGGAACCCCACAAUCGAUUCGCAAGCCAUGGAUCGAGCGCAUCGUCUGGGUCAGACCAAGCAGGUCACAGUCUAUCGUCUCAUCACGCGCGGCACAAUCGAAGAGCGCAUUCGUAAGAGAGCAAUGCAGAAGGAAGAGGUUCAACGUGUCGUCAUCCAGGGUGGUGGUGCAAGCGUUGAUUUCUCUGGCCGUCGUGCUCCCGAGAACCGCAACCGUGAUAUUGCUAUGUGGCUUGCCGACGACGAACAAGCUGAGAUGAUCGAGCGUCGUGAAAAGGAGCUCCUCGAGUCAGGCGAGCUUGAGAAGCAGCAGAAGAAGAAGGGUGGCAAGCGACGCAAGGCCGAGAACACGGCUAGCCUGGAUGAGAUGUAUCAUGAAGGCGAGGGUAACUUUGACGAUGGAUCCAAGGGCCUAUCUGGUACAGCAACGCCAGCUACCGCAGCCACACCUGGCGACAGCGACAGCAAAGGCAAAAAGGGUAGAAAGGGGACAAAGCGAGCCAAGACGGCGAAGCAAAGGUUAGCGAUUGCUGAUGGUAUGAUGGAGUAAGGGAGGCCGACAGCGCCAAAUAGCAACGCUUGUAAUAUCAAACGCAAGACUUUAGAGCCGCACAGGCUCACGGGAAGACGAAGGGAGUUAUUCAUGUAUCUGCUACGUUACUUUUUUUCUUUCCUUAUUCUUGUUGUCAUGGCGAAGGAACCGUCAAUAGGGGGAGUUGGAAGUGAAAAUGCCGAUAAACUAUAGCAGGGCAGCAAAGCAUCGUCUCGGAACAGAGGCAUGUAUUAUUACUAUAGACGGAGGGUAAACAAAGUAUAUGUGUCUGUCGUGUGCAAUUG
Molecule: messenger RNA, 7268 nt
Organism: Fusarium verticillioides 7600
Lineage: Eukaryota; Fungi; Ascomycota; Sordariomycetes; Hypocreales; Nectriaceae
Product: DNA helicase INO80
Exons: 3
Coding region: 2227-6981 (1584 amino acids)
Biological process (GO): DNA-templated transcription; chromatin remodeling; DNA repair
Cellular component (GO): nucleus; Ino80 complex
Molecular function (GO): ATP-dependent chromatin remodeler activity; DNA binding; histone binding
Source: RefSeq, a predicted model, not a curated record